Molecule: messenger RNA, 333 nt
Organism: Mesorhabditis spiculigera
Lineage: Eukaryota; Metazoa; Nematoda; Chromadorea; Rhabditida; Rhabditidae
Source: the annotation of a GenBank genome assembly
AUGGAUCCGGAGCAACACCAAAUUUCCUCCGAGGCUACAAAGCUACUCUCUAUGAACCCUGCGAUGUACCAGAAUUUAUGUUCUGCUUUUCAAGUGCUGAUGGCAAGGGACCAUGGUGAUUCCGGUGGUCCUAUUUUUGCCAAGAUGGAGUUGUUUCCCGGAAAGCGAGAAUACGUCCAGCUCGGUGUCGUUACGGGACACGAUUCUCAUCCAUUACCGUGUGACUAUGUGGCCGUACCUUGGAGUUAUUCCGGUCUCAUCGGCCCGUAUUGCAAUUGGAUCAUCCGGACGACCGGCUCGAAUUUUUGCCUCGAUCACGAGCCAGAAGGGAAA